UUCUUCGCUCUGACUGGGAGCUGGCGGUCGCGGGAGAAAGCGGAGCAGAGUCGCGAGUUCCUGUCAGCGGCGGGAUGGAGGCGGCUGCGGAGCCUGGAAACCUGGCUGGCGUCCAGCACAUCAUCCUUGUCCUCUCGGGAAAGGGGGGUGUUGGGAAAAGCACCAUCUCCACGCAGCUGGCCCUGGCACUUCGCCAUGCAGGCAAGAAGGUGGGCAUCCUGGAUGUGGACCUGUGCGGCCCCAGCAUCCCCCGCAUGCUCCAGUCACAGGGCAGGGCCGUGCACCAGUGUGACAGCGGCUGGGUGCCCGUCUUCGUGGACCAGGAGCAGAGCGUCUCCCUCAUGUCUGUAGGCUUCCUACUGGAGAAGCCGGAUGAGGCUGUGGUGUGGAGAGGCCCCAAAAAGAACGCACUGAUAAAGCAGUUUGUGAGUGACGUGGCUUGGGGGGAGCUGGACUACCUGGUCGUGGACACGCCUCCAGGGACCUCCGACGAGCACAUGGCCACCGUGGAAGCCCUGCGCCCAUACCGGCCCCUGGGGGCCCUUGUGGUCACCACACCCCAGGCGGUGUCUGUGGGGGAUGUGAGGCGGGAGCUGACCUUCUGCAGGAAGACAGGGUUGCGGGUGAUGGGGGUCGUGGAGAACAUGAGCGGCUUCACCUGCCCACACUGCAUGGAGUGCACCAGCAUCUUCUCCAGUGGCGGUGGGGAGGAGCUGGCCAGGCACGCCGGGGUGCCCUUCUUAGGCUCUGUCCCCCUGGACCCUGAGCUCACGAGGAGCCUGGAGGAAGGGCGUGACUUCAUCCAGGAAUUCCCCAAGAGCCCCGCGUUUCCUGCGCUCACCUCCAUAGCCCAGAAGAUUCUGGAUGCAACGCCGGCUUGCCUCUCCUGACUGAGGCAGCCUCCCAGCCUUGUCCUGGUGCCAUUAAGGGCUCUGCUCAUGGGGUCUAAGAGGCACUUUCAGGGCAGAGGUCCCUGGGGCCUUCAGAAAUGUCUCUAGUGUGUCAGCGCCAGCUGGGUGACCCAUGGCUGAGAGGACAGCAGGGGUCCUAGAGACAUGUUGCUGUGAGACAGGGAUGAUCUGGGACUCUGGCCCGUGGGCUCCUUCCCAGCUCCCAUCACAGCCACGUGUCCACACUACUCACAAGGCUGUUGGCACUUCCACCGUUCUCAGCUGGCCCUGGGCUCCAAGCAUCCCAGACAAGUGAUCUUUUAACAGGGAGCAUCCCAUGAGGGAGUAAACUGAUCUCAGGCUUGUGGUACGACUUUAGAGGUGCCUAUCAUUAAACGUGUCCCACUGUGGUGGUUACAAGGCU
Carlito syrichta (Philippine tarsier) is the source of this 1314-nucleotide messenger RNA. It is a transcript of the gene NUBP2, whose product is annotated as nucleotide binding protein 2. Gene Ontology annotation, biological process: iron-sulfur cluster assembly. The coding region runs from base 75 to 890 and encodes 271 amino acids. Gene Ontology annotation, cellular component: cytosol. NCBI's taxonomy places the organism in Eukaryota, Metazoa, Chordata, Mammalia, Primates, Tarsiidae. The record is from RefSeq and is a predicted model, not a curated record. The transcript is spliced from 7 exons. Gene Ontology annotation, molecular function: ATP binding; 4 iron, 4 sulfur cluster binding; ATP-dependent FeS chaperone activity.